Morchella importuna is the source of this 525-nucleotide messenger RNA. RefSeq lists its product as uncharacterized. The transcript has a single exon. The coding region runs from base 1 to 525 and encodes 174 amino acids. NCBI's taxonomy places the organism in Eukaryota, Fungi, Ascomycota, Pezizomycetes, Pezizales, Morchellaceae. The record is from RefSeq and is a predicted model, not a curated record.
AUGGCACCUAUGACUGUAUAUGAAUGGCGCUGCUGCCUCUCUGAUACUCUUUUAAAUAGCACUAACGAUAUUUCUGCUAACCUGCACGACUCGGCGGUUGCUUAUGAGAUAUAUCGCUUCAACCGUAUCCAUGACCUUGAACGGACACUUGAGAUGCGCAAGACUGAACUGGAGGAGAUUCUUGAGCGUGUCAAUUCAGAUCAUCAAAAGAAGCUUGAGUUAGAUGAACUCUUCGCAAGUUUGGAUGCGGAGGAUUCGCAAAUGAAACCAAAUGCUGCCGAUGGGCAGAAUACAAAACUGGAAGGUCUUGAGGAGCACUUAGUACACAAGAGGCUACAGAUUGGGGGGGAUGCCGUCAGUAACCGGAAUUAUCUGUAUGAAUGGCUCGGAAUAGCAGCGGCUGAUAAGGAAGGUCUGGAAGGUUUGAAAAUAGAUGGACUGGGUUUGGGGGAUGUGGAGAUAGCACGUGUAAGAGGCACCGAGGAAGGUGCUGUGAAUGGCUUGGAGAAUUUGGAAAACGAGUGA